Molecule: messenger RNA, 4582 nt
Organism: Dreissena polymorpha
Lineage: Eukaryota; Metazoa; Mollusca; Bivalvia; Myida; Dreissenidae
Product: synaptosomal-associated protein 25-like
Exons: 9
Coding region: 367-1014 (215 amino acids)
Biological process (GO): synaptic vesicle fusion to presynaptic active zone membrane; exocytosis; synaptic vesicle priming
Cellular component (GO): SNARE complex; plasma membrane
Molecular function (GO): SNAP receptor activity; syntaxin binding
Source: RefSeq, a predicted model, not a curated record
UAUACAACAUUUUAUACUAACUCGCGUUUUUAUAUAAGAAUUCUGCACAUAAAUUAUAAAUUAAAAUAAACCAUCAACAUAAAUUCGUGACGUCAUCGAUUGGUCAAUGGAGGAGUUCCUGUCGACUGUCAAACUGAUUAUUUAACCAAAUUUAGAUGCAUUUAGUCCUCUCGGCCAAGUAGACGCGGACACAACCCACAGCUUUGAUAAUCUAUCUCAACUAUCGACUUAUAGGCUGGUAGCAACCACAGGCACAGAACAAGCUUAUCCUUCCUUAGAGCUAAUUGAAGCGCCACUGUACAUACCACUGGGCCGCCACGAUCGGGUCCUAUUGAAGCACCAACUAGCAGACCAAAAAAAAACAGAAUGUCGGGCAUACCUGCCAGUGGGUCCGAGGAGGACAUGAGGAGUGAGCUCUCAAACCUUCAGUUCCAGGCUAACAAAGUCACAGACGAGUCUCUGGAGAGCACUCGUCGGAUGAUGGCGCUUUGUGAGGAGAGCAAAGAAGUGGGUAUAAAGACAUUGGUAAUGUUGGAUGAACAAGGCGAGCAACUGGACCGUAUAGAGGAAGGCAUGGAUCAGAUCAACGCAGACAUGAAGGACGCUGAGAAGAACCUCGAAGGCAUGGAGAAAUGCUGUGGGCUCUGUGUUCUUCCAUGGAAAAAAGCUAAGAAUUUUGAGAAGAGCAGUGAUUACAAUAAAACUUGGAAAUCUUCUGAGGAUGGCACUGUAAACACUAAUGGGCCCCGUGUGAUAGUGGACCAAGGGAAUGGCGUGGGGCAGACAGGGGGGUAUAUCACGAGGAUCACAAACGAUGCACGCGAGGAUGAGAUGGAACAGAACCUUGGCGAGGUGAGCGGCAUGCUGGGAAAUCUGCGCAACAUGGCCGUCGACAUGGGCAAUGAGCUCGGUGCUCAGAACAGACAGCUUGACCGCAUCAACCAGAAGUCAGAGUCAAAUGAAGAGAGGAUCAAAGAGGCGAACACUCGAGCUCAUAAACUUCUCAAGGCCUAGGCACCAACCCAUUUGCUACAUUAAAUGGGAGAUUCACUGAAUACCAGGGUAGACACAGCCAACAAAAGAGCGAACAGAAUAUUGCGAGAACAGUGAGGGUGGUUAACUGGACCUGUGCACGGUGCCACUUUUUGAAGAUAUAUCAUCGUAAAAAAUGCUCUAUAUUUUGUAGUUUUAGAAUUGGUACACAAAUCUGCAUCAGUGAAUUACUUAUGGACAGAAUAUGGUUUUUACAAGAGGAUGUAAAUUCAAAAUGCUAGUGCAAAAUAAUUGAUUUUGUAUUUAAGCUUCAACUCAUAGACUCAACAGAAGUUUAACACACCAAAUGCAAAUGGUUUUAAUUGCUAUUCAUCAAAGUAAAAGUAAAAUUAAAGAACUUUAACUUUGGCUAUGAUUAUAGAUUGAAGAAUUCAUUCCAAAAUAUAUAAAAAACAAGAAAGAUCAUCCUUGCUUACUCUACUAUGGGAAUGCUAAACUAUUUCAUAGAAAAUUUACAGCACUUUAAGUCUGUGGCGUGUUAAAACUUUUGCCUAGUGUAUAUGUUGUCAUGUGUUCCUUAAUUAACAAGCUCUUGAGUUGUACCCUUGUCAGGCAUCUGUCAUGUUAUGAAUAACACAAUUGGAUUAUCUUAGAGGGUUUCUCACUAUUUCAUGAAUAUAAACACAUUAUUAUAACGAUUAUGUUCAUAUGAGUGUGCAUGUGUAAGGACUUAACAUGCAUAUAUGCCCAUUCUUGCUGCUGAUGGUAAUUUGGAAAUAGUUUAAGACCCCCAAAGAGCUACAAGUAAGAAGAAAGAAAGAAGUGCAAAAUUUGAUUUUAAUAUUGCUGGAAAUAAGUUAUAUUGUCUUCUUUCAUAUAAAAAAAAAUUUUGUGAAGAAAUUUCUUCAGUUACUAUUUCUCAAUGUCUUCAGAAUGACUGGCUUCUUAUUAACAAGCAUGCAGACUAUAAGAUUAACAAUUUUGACGAUAGUGUGGUCAAUAUAUUGCUUACUUUUCAAUCUUCUUUACAUCAUCCCAUGUUGUAAUAUGUCAUCUUGGGAAAGGAAUAUCAGAGAAACAUGAAACUUUGACAUGCAUGAAUAUCAUAAUGUACUGCCUAUGUGUCCUGAAAUCCCAGCUGUGUUAAACCUGUUUUAACUGGAACAGAAGUAUACAUAAUCCUUGGAUAGAAGGUGAAAGGUUAGGUAGUGUAGGUUUUCUAGAAAUUUCUUUACUGUUCUUGGUAUGUGUUGUCAUUUCAUUGGUUCUAUGGUAUCAAGUGCCAAAAUGAAGUCCAUAAGCACAGCACUGUUCAUUGCAUUUAUAUGUUAUAAAUUGAGACAAAUCAUGGUCGUAGAUUAAUAGUUGUUGACAUUGCAGAUUCAGUGGCAACAGAUUUGAAAUAUGCUGAUGAGCUGAGUAUAAAUGAGUCGUGUUCUGAGAAAACUGGGCAAAAUGCAUGUGUGUAAAGUGUUGUCCCAGAUUAGCCUGUGCAGUCCGCACAGGCUGAUCAGGGACGACACUUUCUGCUUUUAUGACAUUUUUCGUUUAAAUGAAGUCCCUUCUUUAGCAAAAAUCCAAUUUAGGCGGAAAGUGUCGUCCCUGGUUAGCCUGCGCGGAUUGCACAAGGCUAAUCAGGGACGACACUUUACACACAUGCAUUAUGCCCAGUUUUCUCAGAAAACAACUCAAAUAAUACUGCUUGAAUUAAGAUGUAUUAUUGUGAAAUAUAAAUAAUAUGCCACUUUUUGUUAUAAUGUUCAAAACACUGUUUUGAAAGUCUUUAGGUAUACUUUAAUUAUGCUAAUCAAAUAGUUUUAUUUGAAUGUUACUGAUCAAUGCUCAUUUAGAAUAUUUAAAUAUAUAAUUUCUGGAUGUCCUUUCUUAAUCAUAUAUCACAUUUAACAAGUUUAAGAAAUGACAAGUGGGAUAUGAUGUAAAAACUUUGUGUUGACAAUGUUCCCAUUUUACUAAGGUGAUGCAAAUUGUUGGCUUUGUGUCAAUUUGUUUUCAUGAACUUGUGCAAUAGCUUUGCAAGACUACAGUUAGAAGAUGAGAUCCUGUCUGAUACGGUAUUGUGCAUGAUGUGUAGAUUAUGAAAGUUAUCAAGCUUACGCUCCAGUACUCUAAUGUCAGUUUGUUCUAACUGUAGGAACAUCUUAAUGGUCAUCAUAAUUUCAUUUUUUGUAUCAUUUUUGAAUUUUGUUUCAUAAGAUGGUUUGAGAGAGACAAUAUUAUAAGCAGUUGCUUAACAAUAAUUUAAUAUAUUGGCAUCAUUCCAGAUGUAUUCACAAUUUUUAUUAAGGUUUCUCAACAUUAUUGUUUUGCUAUUUUUGUGAAGGGGAUAAUUACUAUUGGUCCUCCACAAGUGUAAAUACUCAUUAUUCUGCUUUAAAUUUGUAUUUAAAUAUUAUAUUUUAUCUUCAUGAAGUAAUAAUAUUUGGAGAAAACACUAUUCUUAGUGUGUUUGCCCUAUGAUUAACCCUUUCAGUGCGGGAACCGAAUUUUGAAGGCCUUUGCAAACAGUUUGGAUCCAGAUGAGACGCCACAGAACGUGGCGUCUCAUCAGGAUCCAAACUGUUUGCUAUUCUGAUAGUAUUCUUUGAAAAAAAAUCGAAGAAAAUGCUAAUUUUAGAAAUUUAGCAGACAACAUUUUAGCAGACAACAAAUUUCCCAGCAUGCAAAGGGUUAUGUCUGUUUUAAGAACACAAAUGAUAUUAACUUUAAGGAACAUUUGAAGUAAAAUAUUUACUCCACAUUUGAAUGAAGAAUGCUUUUUAUAUUUGUCUAAAAUUGACAAUAAGCCUAAUGACAGUAUAAUUGAUUAUCUGUUAAAAUCAUAUCAUAGAUAUUAUAAUGCAUAUCUAUCAUACAAUUUAAUUUAAUUGUGUGCAUUUGUAAGAAUGACACUUCAUGGCUAGGGUUAAUUCUUUUUACUACAACAAAGAAUGCUUAAUGUAAAUUUGACUACAUACAUUGUUUAUAGUGUACAUUUUUUUUCCUCUGAAGACUGGGACCAAGUUUUGUGUGCAAGUAUUUUUGCUUUCCUAAAACUAUCUCUAUCAACUAAAUUCUUUUUCUGUUGUUUAGUUAUUUUUUCAAAGAAAGAAUAAGAUUUACCACCCGCAAGAAUGCCUCUUAAAAACAGGGAAAUAUUUUAAAAACAUACUUAAACAUGCUGGAUACAUAAUCGCAUCGGUCCAGGCUGUUCAUAUAAAGACAAUGUUCGCUAAUGAAUGACUUGAUCUAGAAAGAUUUUUUCUAAGAAAAAGCAUUAAUGAAACAACAACACUUUUUUUGAGUCCAUGCGAGUCAUCUGGGUUCAAGAUUAAUCACAAGCGCAUUCUGAAAAGUAUCAAGUGUGGUAACCACUAUCAAAUUUAGUGUGAAAGUUAUACAAUAUUUUAGUAUAAAAAAUGUAUUGGCUGCAAAAUAUGAAAUAUGAUCAUUACUGUAUGGGCAUUGUAGAUUUUGCAUAUGACUGAUGAACAGUUUUUAACUUAUUUUAUAUCAUCAUAUUAUGUAUUAAGUAUGUAUGUUUUGAUUGUAUGAACUGAAAAGUUUUCAUUAAAUAUAAUUGAAUCUUAAA